Messenger RNA from Platichthys flesus (European flounder), 5278 nucleotides. It is a transcript of the gene brinp1, whose product is annotated as bone morphogenetic protein/retinoic acid inducible neural-specific 1. The record is from RefSeq and is a predicted model, not a curated record. The coding region runs from base 416 to 2701 and encodes 761 amino acids. The transcript is spliced from 8 exons. Gene Ontology annotation, biological process: positive regulation of neuron differentiation; negative regulation of mitotic cell cycle. NCBI's taxonomy places the organism in Eukaryota, Metazoa, Chordata, Actinopteri, Pleuronectiformes, Pleuronectidae.
GCUCCUACGGUGAGAGGAGGGGGUGAAAAAAAAAGAGGAGAGAGGACUUUCAAACACGUCGGCAUAAAUCUCGCAUCCAGAGGCUCCCCUUUCCUUUUUCUGUGUGGCUUUCUCCAGCUCUCUUCGCUCCUGACUGGACUUCGCCACUUUCUAUCCCUCUGCGCGCCCAUGCCCGAGACCGCGCCGAAACGACGGAUUUUCCCCCCUCGAGCAUGACAAGGAUUGCCAAAUCAUCCGCAAUCCAACAUCACCGGCCGAGCCACCAGCAUGAGCACUGGAUACAUACGCUCCAGCAGAAGUUGUUGGCCGGAGAACUAAGACGUCUUGGAGCACAGAUACAGCGGAGAGGGGAGAGUCAGUUUUAGGUCUCCAAAUAAUGGAGCGAGAAUGAACAGAGAGCGGCUUAAAAAAAAGCAUGAACUGGAGGUUUAUUGAGGUCAUCUGCUUCCUGUUUAUAUGGGACCAUAUAACAGUUCAGUCUUCCCGCCAGGACCCAUUGGCCACUGAGCAACAUGUCACCAAGCAAUAUGACUGGCUCAUCUCGGACCGCGGACCUUUCCACCACUCUCGAAGUUAUAUGUCCUUUGUGGAAAGAUUCCGCCAAGGAUUUACGACCAGAUAUAAAAUUUAUAGGGAAUUUGCACGUUGGAAGGUGAGGAACACCGCGAUCGAGCGGAGGGACCUGAUCCGGAACCCCGUGCCACUCAUGCCUGAGUUCCAGCGGAGCGUUCGCCUGCUGGGCCGCAGACCCACCACUCAGCAGUUCAUCGACACCAUCAUUAAGAAAUAUGGAACCCACAUACUCAUCUCCGCCACCCUGGGAGGGGAGGAGGCGCUGACUAUGUACCUGGCCAAAAACAAGCUGGACAGGAAGCUUGUCAACUCCACUCAGAACGUGGAGGCCCUCCAUCAGCUCGCCUCGUCAUACUUCAUUGACCGCGAUGGCACGAUGAGGAAGCUGCACGAGAUCCAGAUUUCCACCAAUGCCAUCAAGGUGACGGAGACACGGACGGGGCCACUGGGAUGCAGCAGCUACGACAAUCUGGACUCGGUGAGCUCCAUCCUGCUGCAGAGCCCCGAGAGCAAGCUUCAUCUGCAAGGUCUUCAGGUAAUUUUCCCAGAAUACCUGCAGGAGAAAUUCGUCCAGUCAGCUCUGAGCUACAUUAUGUGCAAUGGAGAGGGCGAGUACGUCUGCCGCAGCAACCAGUGCAUCUGCCAAUGCGCCGAGGAGUAUCCCCAAUGCAACUGUCCCAUCACCGACAUCCAGAUCAUGGAGAACACCCUGCUGGGGAUGUCUGAGUCAUGGGCUACCUCUUAUAAAGACUUUGAGAAUUCUGAUGAGUUCAAGUCCUUCCUGAAGAGGCUGCCCUCCACUCACUUCCUGCCCAUCAGCAGUGUGCAUCUCCUCUGGGGCAGCGACUGGGACCUGCAAGCCAGAUACAGGCUGCUCCAGAGUUCCCUGGAGAUUCAGAGGCUCAAGAUCCAGCGCACUGCCCGCAAGCUUUUUGGCCUCAGCAUCCGUUGUCACCACAACCCCAACCACCAGAUGCCUAGGGAGAGGUCUGUGAUGCAGUGGCUCAACAGGGUUCAGUCCUUCCUCUACUGCAAUGAGAAUGGGUUCUGGGGGACCUUCCUGGAGAGCCAGAGGACAUGCGUGUGCCACACGGGCGUCACCCUGUGCCUGAGACCCAUCCCGUGUGUCAUCGGCGGCAACAACAGCUGUGCUAUGUGCAGCCUGGCCAACAUCUCGCAAUGUGGCUCCUGCAACAAGGGCUACAAGUUGUACCGCGGCCGAUGUGAGCCCCAGAACGUGGACUCAGAGCGCAGCGAGCAGUUCAUCAGCUUCGAAACCGAUUUGGACUUUCAGGACCUGGAACUCAAGUACCUGCUGCAGAAGAUGGAUUCACGGCUGUACAUUCACACCACGUUCAUCAGUAACGAGAUCCGCCUGGAGACAUUCUUUGACCCCCGGUGGCGUAAGCGCAUGUCCCUGACCCUGAAAAGUAACAAAAACCGGAUGGACUACCUCCACAUGAUCAUCGGCCUCUCGAUGAAGAUCUGCCAGAUGCGAAAUAGCAGCAUUGAUCCCAUGUUCUUUGUUUACGUCAACCCAUUCAGUGGCAGUCACUCGGAAGGCUGGAGCAUGCCCUUCGGGGAACACGGCUACCCACGCUGGGAAAAGGUACGACUGCAGAACUCCCAGUGCUUCAACUGGACUCUCCUGCUGGGCAACCGGUGGAAGACCUUCUUUGAGACGGUGCACAUCUACCUGCGUAGCCGUGCUAAGAUCCCGACGGGCCUACGCAACGACACGGGUCAGGGUCCGGUGGAUCUCGCCGACCCGAACAAACGGCAGAUCUACAUCAAAAUAUCUGAUAUCCAAGUUUUCGGCUACAGCCUGCGUUUUAAUGCCGACCUGCUCCGCAGUGCUGUGCAGCAGGUCAACCAGUCGUACACACAAGGAACUCAGUUCUACUCAUCCUCAUCUGUCAUGCUCCUGCUCCUGGACAUUAGGGAUCGGAUUAACCGCCUCGCCCCUCCGUCUGCUCCUGGCAAACCCCAGCUGGACCUCUUCUCUUGUAUGCUGAAGCAUCGGCUCAAGCUCAACAACAGCGAGAUGAUUCGAGUUAAUCAUGCCUUGGACAUGUACAGCACAGAAAUACUAAAACAGUCGGAUCACCUGACUGCAAAACUCUGUUGAACCCAGUGGCGUGGACAGAAGGACGGCAAGCUCAACACACAAACGCCGACAGAUGAACUACGGAGGGAUAUUAAUCUUGAUUUCUUUUCUCUUUCUCAUUUUUGGACCUUUUCUGCCUUUUGAUGUACUAUUAACUUUGUAAGCAUAAUUCUUAAAGAGAAAACAAAAGGCAGUGAUGAAAAGCAUUUCAGGAAGAUGAAGAAGAUUCGUGGAACAACUCUAUGGACUGUAUCAUAUUUGUCCCAGCAUGUCUGUCAUUCCCUUAAUGAACUAUAAAGAGCGAGAGAGAAAAAAAGAAAUAUAAAAAUGUAUGUACUGGUGAAAAAGAGGCCUUGAUUUUAGUCUGAGGGAUCAAAGGUUAUAUCUGAAACUGCCAUUCUUUACUGGGGGAACAAAAAAAAGAAGAAAAAAACAUUUAACAUUUUUAAAGGAAUAAUGACAUAACACAAAGGGCAGUCCAGAUAUCCUUUUAUUUCAGCUAAUGUGCAAACUAUUUCCGACAGUUUAAUAUCAAAGAUGUUUAUAUACAUUGUAAGGAUUAAAUAGCCCUAGUGAGUAAGUAGUCAACAAAUUACUUAUAGACUCUUUAUUACAUCUCAAACCCACAGUGUGUCUGCAUUGCUCUUUGUGAGUUAUGAGGCCACUCCGUCAUUGUUCUGACACAUAAGGCACACAGCAGGGCAGUAAUGGAUAGUCAUGUCAAAUAACAAAAAGCCAGCUGUUUAUAUAUACAUAUAUAUGUGGGUGAAUGUGUGCGUAUGUGAGUGUGCAAGUGUGCGCAUACCUUUUUUUGGCUUGAUGCUUAUUGCUGUUCGUUAAUUGAAUGUUUCAUUUGAGAUUGACUCCAGUCUGAGCUGAAUCUCGCAUUUGGAUCGCUUCUUCCCGUGUUUGAAAUUCCAGCUGUGUUUUUUCACAAGGCAGUACCUCCUGGUGCGUGAGUGCAAUAUUGUGGUCUGAAGAUUUAACAAUCAAUGCUAUUUUGUACAGCUUUGCAAAAUGUACAUGUUGUGACUGCUGAUUCGUGGAGCUUUCCAGCACCAAGAGCAAAAUGUAAACAUUCAUUGUUCAGGCACAUUCGCAAGACAACUUAAAGCCAUACACUUCCCUGAGGUAGACAUACAACAUGAAGCUCAUCCAUGGUUCACUUAGUACCUACAUGGAAAAAGAUGUUCCAUUUAUAUGUUUUUAUUUUAUUCUCUCACUUGAUUCCAUCCAGCAAAAAGACAGAUGAAAAGAGAGGGAACAUAGUGCUGGAUGCAAAUUGUUUUAAAGCCAUUGAAUGUGUCACAGGGGGAAAAAAAAUUAUAUAAAUGCUUAUAUUAAAGCUUAAAAUACCUUUUUGGCAGUGAUUAAUAUGUAAGCUUUUCAUGCCCAUGUGUAAAAAUGUUUGUUUCUCUAUCUAGAUGUCAAAGUUUCUUCUGCAUGUUGGUGAAAACAUCAGCAAAGCUGCAACGUUUAUCAUUUUGAAUCAUCAAAUUUGAAAUUUAAAAACCUACUACACUACUAUCAAUCAAAAGUUUAAUAACACCUCAGUUUUUAUUAAAAACUUUUAGCAGUAAGUCUCAAGGGAAUAACCUUAAACGCAGUAAGGAGUAAUUUGGCAAAAGCAACAAAAAGAAGAGGAAAGUAAAGUUCAUGAAAAACAGGCUUUUUUCAAGGAUGACAAAUUUGUUAAAUUACAAGGUUCCUGCAGCAAUGGAAGUUAAUUAGGCCUUGAAAGAUACUGCAAACAAUUCCUACAGGUAAACCAACUUAUUUUAAAUUACAAAGUCUGUUGAUUACCAGCUGGAACAAACUGUGUUAAUACGCAAUUGGAUCCAUUAUGAGGACAAUACUGUGCUGAGGGACGGGUUAGACCAUCCCAGUUACCAGAUGAACUGGACAGGAUGUGAUUUUAUGCAUCCGUGGAAACUUCUACAACCCUGUUGGGCCUAAUUUUUCCAACCAAUAUUUCAUUUGAUUUAUGCAACAACUAAAACUGAGGGGUUGUAAAACCUUUUUGUGUAUUGAUAGUACUUCAAGUCCCACUUUAUUUGGUUAAUCGGAUGCUGAAACAUCGCUUUUACUGGUGACCUUUUUGUAGGUCCACAUUAUUACUUGCAUAUUUGUCCACAACAAGAAAGGCAAGGUCCACCCAUGUCGUAGCUGUUCUGGCGUUGAAACAUACAAAUAAAGAGGCAACCAUCUGUUGCCGCUGUGUCACCCAAACUCUGAAAAACCUCCCUACUAUAAAAGCUGCAGGUGCAAGCUUUUAGAAUAGUAUUUAUAACCCAUUGAUUCCAUAUGUCUUGCGUCCCUUGAUGUACCUUUAGUUUGGUUGGUUGCCUUGAUAUUAUUUUGUUGAACUUUGUUGUAUGUUUAAAAAGCUGUACUAGUCCUUUUUUUUUGUGAUUAAAUAACUUGUGAGGUUAGCUGUAAGCAGUGGCACGUAAAAUAUCUGGAAACAACCAGUUCCAAUGGGGACAUAAACGUGGGCGGGUCAAACAAUGAAACUGAAAAGUUCUUGAAAUAACACCGUAAAUAGUUCGAGCAAUGAUUCAAGAGAGACAUGCAUCGGUCCUGGAAUUUCUGGUGAUU